Messenger RNA from Colossoma macropomum (tambaqui), 5199 nucleotides. Its product is annotated as butyrophilin-like protein 2. Bases 317 to 1939 code for a protein of 540 amino acids. The transcript is spliced from 11 exons. NCBI's taxonomy places the organism in Eukaryota, Metazoa, Chordata, Actinopteri, Characiformes, Serrasalmidae. The record is from RefSeq and is a predicted model, not a curated record.
ACCCCAACCGACACAGUCGCGUGUUGGGGCAGAAAGCGAAACCUCGUUUGUCAUCGAUCACGUGGUUCUCGUGGUUCCACGCUUAGUCCGGAUUCCCGAAUCGCGCCUCGGUUUCAGACGUAGCACCACGAGCUGGAAGUGCUCGUUUCAGAGUGACGCCGCUUCCGCUAGAACAACAAUAACAACGAUUGCUGCGUAGAGCGCGUGCAGCUUACCCGCGUGCUCGAGCUCGAGGCCAAAACAACCUCGUCUCAGUUUCAUAGGAGAGAAAGCAGUUGGCACCAAAAGACUAGACACUGCUUUUACAAAAUCCAGCAUGGACCCACGAGUCUCUUCUCUGACAGCCUUUCGUCGACCUUUUCGUACACUCCGUGCUACUGCUGGGGACACAGUCGACCUGGCCUGUCACCUCUCACCUGAAAUCAGUGCAGGGGCCAGAGAGAUCAGGUGGUUUAAGGGGACAGACUGUGUUAAAGUGUCCCCGAUUACUGUGGAACGUGGCUGUGAAGGCAGAGUGACCACUGUGGCAUUUGAUGAUGUCUCUUUGACACUGGAUGAUGUAAAAGUCACCGAUUCUGGACAGUACAGGUGUGAAAUGCUGGGAGAGAAGAAAGAGGAAAUCUUCAUUGUUCAUUUGCAUGUGUCAGAGUUUAGACUGGUCUCCAGAUCCGCAGAUGUUGGAGAGCCAUCUUGCAUUGCGGGUUACAUUAUAUACUGUAAGAGCUUUUCAGAUUUUGGACCUCAUGUGUUUUGUGGUCAUGAUGCCACCCUGCCCUGUUACCUCUCUCCUGAAACCAGUGCUGUUGCCAUGGAGAUCAGGUGGUUUAAAGGAACAGACUGCAUUUACCUGUACCGGAAUGGUCAGGUGACAGAGGGGAGGGGCUACGAGGGCAGAGUGAGUGUGUUCACCCACCAGCUGCAGAGAGGAAACGUCUCUCUGAAUCUGAGAGAUGUUCAGAGGUCAGAUUAUGGAGAGUACAGGUGUGAGGUCACUCAUGGAGGACAAACGGUGCAAAAUGAUGGAGUUCAUUUGAAAGCGUUUAAAUUGUCCUCCCAUCCAGAGCGAAGUUUCUCAAAAUCUAUUCCUCAGAUUCGUACUGUCCAUGCUUGGGCUGGUGAUGAUGUCACUCUGCCCAGCUUACUCUCUCCUGAAACCAGUGCUGUUUCCAUGGAGAUCAGGUGGUUUAAAGGGACAGACUGCAUUUACCUGUACCAGAAUGGUCAGGUGACAGAGGGGAGGGGCUAUGAGCGCAGAGUGAGUGUGUUCACUGACGAGCUGGAGUAUGGAAACGUAUCUGUGAAGCUGAAAGAUGUCCAAGACUCAGAUGGAGGAGAAUACAGGUGUGAGGUCACUUGUGGAAAAGACAAGUUGGAAAACAACAUUCACCUGCAUAUAUCAGAGUUAAAGCUGGUCUACAGAUCUGAAGAUGUUGGAAAACCCUUUGAAUCCCUCUUGAUUCGUCUUGAGAAUAAAUUGACUGUUCUUCCACUUUACGAGACCCUGACCCUUCUCUGUCAUGGUGUCACUCUGCCCUGUUACCUUUCUCCUGAAACCAGUGCUGUUGCCAUGGAGAUCAGGUGGUUUAAAGGGACAGACUGCAUUUACCUGUACCAGAAUGGUCAGGUGACAGAGGGGAGGGGCUACGAGGGCAGAGUGAGUGUGUCCACCCACAAACUGCAGAGAGGAAACGUGUCUCUGAGUCUGAGAGAUGUUCAGUGGUCAGAUGAUGGAGAGUACAGAUGUGAGGUCACUCACGGAGAAAAAAUGGUGGAUGCUUCAUUUUACAUUGGUGUUUUUGAGUUUCAUGCGGGACGUGUUCCUGCUGAAACACCAAAGGAACGAAGAAGACGUGCGAGUGAGUCGAGUGACCUUCAGCCCAAAGAACCAGAAAAAACAGGAAGAAGGUGGAGUUAUGAAAUGCUUCCUCCAGAGUUGUGAGGGGAGGAACAACAACAGGAGAAUCCACCAAAGGAGAGAGAGAGAAGAAUGGAUGAGUGGAGGAGAGAGAGAAGAAGAGAUGAGUGGAGGAGAGAGAGAAGAAGAGAUUAAGAAUAUAUAUCAGCAGCACUUUAUUUUACAGUGCGUUACGACCCCAUGUUUUGUCUGGGCACUGUGGGAUCAGUAAUGUGUCAUUAAAAUACUGAGCUGGUGAUGAUGGAUUAACAGCUUGAGGAACAGACCAAUUAAACUUUUAAAGCCAUUUUAUUAAAACUAACCAAAAUAAAAUGUGUUUGCUAGGAUACUUAGUGCCACACUGGAAGAGCCAAACUGUGGACGGCACCAAAGAAAAGAACAAAACAAAACCUAACCACGCUCGCCUGCUCUGAAACAAAAAGUAUUUAACUAACCUAAAAAAGGAAACUAAAGCUAACUAACUUCCCUGGCUGGUAGUCAAAAGUACACGUGUACACUCUGACCUAGAGGACUAGACAGAGUAGAGAGAGUAGACUUCUACGUGGUGAGAAUGAAUAGGCACACCCCUCUUAUCUGUUUGAAACCCCAGGUGGUACAACCAUACGGUGGCUGAGAAGACCCAACAAACUGCAAAUAAAAAACGAGCUGCAAACUCAGAAAACACUUCCAUCAAAAUGACGACACAGCGCUACAUUUCAUAAACGCGCUGCAAAUACAGAAACACAAGCAAAUACAGAAACACAUGCAGCUUCAGAAACGCUGAUAAGCCAAUCACAACACAGCAGAGGUGUUUCUGGGGGACACUCAGAGGGCGGAGCCAUUCAGACUUUUAAAUUCUGUGCAGUAAAAACACACCAGUAAAAGUUGACUUUUAUUUGAGUCGAUUACUGACAUCACUGUAUUGUAGUGGGAAUUAGCUAUAGAGAGUCACUGCAAACCUUUAACUAGUAACACCAGAUUAACUACCACAGUACAGCUGUGACACGUCAGACAGCAAACUAGCCAGCCAGGUUAACCAUGAACUGGGGACGUGAGUGUCCGAGUGUCUGUGGUCUGAUCUGCUUCUGUCAGUGAUUUUCCGUCAUAGAUAUUCCAUCCACUUUGAGCCCUUUGAGUCUUCCAGAGACAUUUCCAUUGUGUUUUGACUCACUUCCACUGUGUUGUGACUGGCUUUGCAGCAUUUCUGAUGUUGCAUGUGUUUCUGUAUUUGCAGCGUGUUUAGGAAAUGUAGCAUCGGUGUCGUCAUUUUGUUGAAAGCGCUUUCCGAGUUUGCAGUGUCUAAAAAUUUGCAGCGCGUUUGUAAAAUGCAGCGCCCAUGUUGCCAUUUUGAUGAGUGUUUUCUGCGUUUUGCAGCUCGUUUUUAUUCACAGUUUGGCCACCGUACAAACAAUCUCUUGUAAAACAAAGAUAAAAGUGUGCAGGUAAAAUACCAAACUAAAGCUCUUCCCCAAUACAGGAGACAAACUCACACGCUAAGUUAAAAGAAUUGCUGGUAAAAACCUAAAACACACACACACACUCCCAACACAAGAGAUUAAAACUCAAACUUAAACACAGCACACACGAUCAGUCCCCUCUCUCUCUAUUUAGCCAUCUUGAAGGCUUCUUUUAAGUCUUUUAAGGCUCCUCCCCCCAUCUACACCAGCCAGACCUCUGAUUGGUUAGAGGUCCCCAUAUGACUGACUGCAGGGCAGGUACACCUCUUUGAAGGGAGAGACCAAGAAAGAGACGCACGUAACAAGUGUGAUCAAUGUCUGGUGUUUAACAGCUAAAUUUGUAGUCAUUACAAGUAACAUACGAUUCAUGCUUUACAUGUUGGAUAUUAAAAUAAACACUACAAUGAGGAAACUUCUGUAACAGGCAUAUAUAGGGGGCGCCCUGGGGUGUCUGGGACCCCCUAAUUAAUCUCUUGGACCCUCUGAAUGUCUCAAAAUCAAUUUUCUUAGGGGUCCCUGAAAAUAAGCUUAUUAUGACCUUAGGCUGUCCUUUAGGGAAAAAUACAUGCUCAAAUACAGAUUCAGGAAAGGGUCACUAUUUAUCCUCCUUUACAGUCGGCGUCUGUCUUUAAUAUUCUUAACUAACUAGAACUGCAGCACCGCUCUGCCUCAGGGUGGCGCUGUAGCAAAUUAGUUCACCCUGUUGGUUUUUCAUAGCCUAGAAACUGUCAUGAUGUAAAUUCUUGGCGUGGUCAAUCGUCUAAGCGUUGGCCCUGUCAUCAGGAGAUCGCAAGUUCAAUCCCUGGUGAUGCUACAGUUGUCCACAGCUGGGAGUCCAAGAGAGCACAAUUGGCCUCGCUCUCUCUGGGUGGGUGGGAUGGCCCCCUUUCUCCCCCCGUCACCCAAUGCGAUGCUAGUCAGCGCAGGCGUCUGUUAGCUGACGUAACUGGCGCUUUCCUCUGAGCGCGUUCGGCUGUCCAGUGACGUUGCGUGAACACCAGUUUGAAAAGGUGCAAUGGAGCUUCACAGGUCUCGGAGGAAGCCUGUGUUAGCCUUCACCCUCCUAGCGCUGAUAGUAUCGUGUGACUGGGGGAGUCCUAACUAGCGGGUGGAAUUGGAAACGACUAAAUUGGGGAGAAAAUUGGGUAAAAAUCCAAAAUAAAUAAAUAAACUUGAUAAAAUUAUUACAGUACAAAGUCCUCCACUACAGAGAACAGCUGGUCAUCCAAACCAGUGAAGUUUCUAGUUAUUCUUUGCACUUUGGUUGUCAUUUGUGAUUUUUUUGUUUUUUUUUAGUUUUUAGUUUUUUCAAUUUCAUAAAUUGAGUGCACAGAUGGCGUCGACAUGCUCACAGGUACUUUUCUGCUUUUGUUACUCUGCUGUAUUCUGUGUAUCGAGCGGGAUGUCGUGUUUUCGUGUGGUUUCAAACCUGCAGUUGAGAAUUUCUUGGACGUAUAUGUUUAUCUGUUUGCUCUUCUCUUUAAUUUUAUUGGUUACCAUCUUUAAGGUCACAUUAAAGAUAAAGAACUGACACGAUUUAUCUGACGUUACAUCAUAACAACCUGAAAUUACAAUGAAGGUGUGUAGACUCUUUAUAUGGACUGUAACAGCUUCGGCGCAGUGUUGUGUGUUAGUGGCGCUCCCCACCUCAAUUUUGUUUACUUCUCUCAUUUGAAGUCUACUGCAGGUUUUCAUGCCAUAGUUGGGCGUUUUUGUGUAAGUUUGUAUGUUUAUGCAGAUAUGCUGACAUGCUGAGAUAACUGUUCUAAUUAUUUUCUUCAUAACUCAUCCUUAUUAUGCUUGUAUAAUGCUGAUAUGUGAUUUUUCUAUUAAAUUUAUACCCCUGUA